AAGAAACGUGUUUCUCUUCGCUCCUCCAACAUGGCGCCGGGCAGGAGGUUAAAACGCGUGGUGGCUUCACAGCCAGGUUUCAUAAAUUUAAAGUCCACUUCAGAUCCUGGCAGUGGUCGGAGAAAACGCGUGAACAAGAACAAGAAGAAGAGCUGGAACAAACACAGCGACAUAAACGACGUAGACGCGUUUUUAGAAGACGUGAGACACCAGGAGAGGACCACGGGGGGUUUGCUGUCUGAGAAGUCAGAUGACAGUUUGUUCUUUUUGGACAUUGGACAACCAAAGAAACCUGAACCAAAGGUCGCAGAACCUGUCGAGGGGAAGAAGAGGAAAGGGAAGACGUCACGACCUCUGAGGAUAGACCUGAUCCUGCAGCACGACUCCCUCAUUCAACCACCUAAAGAUGUGCUGGCCUAUCAGCAACCUAAUGCCAAGAAACUCCGUCGCAUUGGCCAGAAGGCCGAGCAGCUGGCAGCCAAAGGCGUGGUGCCACGGAGGCAGAAACAGCUGCUGAACAGACGGCCGGUCAACAGGACAGCCAAGAAGGCAGUGACAGAGGCCAACAACAACCCAGACAGAGACUAUUACGACAUAUGGGGGCAAGAGUCUAAAGAUCAAGGUGACUCCUGGUACCUUCAACAGACGGGCAAGAAGCUUGUCAAGCGUCCAGAGAAGCUGAAUGAGAAGCCGUCUGUGCUUCCUGCUGUGGAGGUGAUUGCUCCUGGAGGAUCCUACAACCCAGACUUCUUCUCCCAUCAGGCCUUGCUGCAGGAGGCCCACAAGGUGGAGGUCAAGAGACAAAAGGAGGAAGAUAAAAUAGAGAGACAGCUGGCUGUCAACAGAGAAGACACAGCAACAGAGGAGACGAUCUUGAGAGAGCAGGUAGAAGGCCUGGUAGAAGAGGAGAAUGAAGAAGAGGCACCUCCUAAUGAGGAAGAGGAGGACGUGGCAGUGGGAGCCAUCUCACUGGCAGACAAGAAGACUGAAAGGCAGAGGAAGAAAGAGAGGGCAGACAAAAUUAAGGCGCAGCGGCGGUUGGCCAACAGACGGCACAAUGACCAGCGGCAGCAGCUCUUCCAGCUUCGCUCCAUAAAAGCCUCCAUCAAACAGCAGGACCAGAAAACCAUGGACAAACAGACUCAGCGCAAAGCCAACGAGGAGGCCCAGAAAGCUCAACCCAGACGCCUCGGCAAACUAAAGUUCCAGGCUCAGGACAUGGAGGUUCAGUUAAGCGAUGAGCUGGCCGGCUCCCUGCGACAACUCAAGCCAGAGGGCAGUGUCCUCAAAGACCGCUUCAAGAGUCUGCAGAAGAGGAACCUGAUCGAACCCAGAGAAAGAGCCAAGUUCAAGAGGAGACUCAAGCUGAAGUAUGUGGAGAAGAGGGCUUUUAGAGAGAUCACUUAGUGCCGACCCUCAGACCACAGGAGCUGAACAACAUUCGAAGCCACAAACGCAACAUAAUGGAACUGUGUAUAUACAACUUAAUGACUGUUGAGGGGCCUGUUUGACCCUUUCAGAUGAUUACAACUGCUAACAAAUUAAUAUGUCACAUUAAUGAUAUAAACGGAAAUGAAAAGUG
Messenger RNA from Dicentrarchus labrax (European seabass), 1582 nucleotides. It is a transcript of the gene nop53, whose product is annotated as NOP53 ribosome biogenesis factor. Gene Ontology annotation, molecular function: 5S rRNA binding. Gene Ontology annotation, cellular component: nucleolus. The transcript has 12 exons. NCBI's taxonomy places the organism in Eukaryota, Metazoa, Chordata, Actinopteri, Moronidae. Gene Ontology annotation, biological process: rRNA processing; ribosomal large subunit assembly. The record is from RefSeq and is a predicted model, not a curated record. Bases 31 to 1407 code for a protein of 458 amino acids.